Molecule: messenger RNA, 2192 nt
Organism: Gadus macrocephalus (Pacific cod)
Lineage: Eukaryota; Metazoa; Chordata; Actinopteri; Gadiformes; Gadidae
Product: acrosin-like
Exons: 3
Coding region: 1110-1556 (148 amino acids)
Source: RefSeq, a predicted model, not a curated record
CGUGACUACGUACUGAGAACAUUUGAGGUCACGGCAAUUGUUACCCCCGCGGCUAGAUCCCUCCAGGGGGGACGUUCUUGAUGUUAAUUGCCUCCUUGGGACGGCCCAGCAGUGUAUCUAAGGAUCCUCCAUCCUCCCAUAAGUCUCGUUGAGACUCUUAACAGCAAUAACCAGGUCUCCAAUAGCACAUGCAGUGCAAGGCUACUACACGUGCGCGUGGAUCUUAGCCUGCACGCAGAUCAUGACAUGCGCGUGGAUGAUGGCCUGCCCGUGUAAGCCAAAUGCGUGGAAGUGUAACUUCCAGAAGUUCCAAGUGAGCUGUCCUACUUUGUGCCAGAAAAAGCUGUAAGGACUACAAACUUGAGGCAGCCCUCGUGUGACUUUUAAUUAAAAAGCUUGCUCGAGGAGCAUAAAGCAAAUAUUAAUGGAAGAAUGAUGCAUAAAUUCCACAAAACAAUUACGUGGAUACUUUUCUUAAUUUCCUCCUUGGCACGCUUUCCUUUGAAGAUUAAAAUCGUGUUUCGUUUCAUCCCGGUGGGGUUUUAAUUGGUUUUUGUGCGUAGCUGGCGAGGAACGUAUUUAGAAUACCGAUGCUAAUAAUACGCUUACAUCGCAUUCUCCGUGUUAACAACUCUAAGUAAAUUAAUAGAGCGUGAAAUACAUAUGAGACACAAACCGGAAUUAAUUCCACUCGAUAACUCUAUUUCACCCCCCGUGUGACACAGCCCUCCCUGGUGCACCGUGUGUGGUGACUGGUAUCCACUCCAACGGCUCCAGGUUGAAACCAGUUAAACCUGUAAUAUGGCAGCCAUCCACGGGGAGCAAUGGCUUUCUCGGAAUCCGUUAGAACGCGAAUUAGCAACGAUUCACUGGUGAUAAACAUGAAGAACCCAGCUCUAUUACAUUUCCCUCCUUAAUGGUCCUAGGUUGCAGAUUAGAAAACUUAAAAGUAAAAAUUGAAUGCUUUAAUUGAGUCAUGUUUCAAGUAUGAUGCGGGGAACUAAACUCGUUUUAUUCUUUUCUUUUUUCAGCUCAAGCAGCCAAACACAGACUGGACGUUGACGAAAAAUCAAAACUCCAAUUCGAUUAAAAGCUAUAACUCUAUAAACAUGGACGGCACGCUGAUGCGCAAGGCCAUGCAUGCCGACCCUGAGAACUAUGUGAGCUCCAUGGCCCCUGGGCAGUACUGGACCUGGGGAAACCACAUGAGGGGCGGAGGGAAAGACAACAAGAUGUCCGCCGCCGUGCCCGCCGUCCCCGCCCGCUCCUGGACCCCCCGCUGCACCCCGCCACCCCAGCAGCAGCAGCCCUCCCUGCCCCCCCUCCCCCCGCACCCCCACCCCCACCCGCACCCGCACCCCCACCCGCCUCCCGACUACCAGCACAACGUGUACAUCCCCGGCACGCCCUCCGGGUUCUGCACCCUGAGGCCCGUGGUGCACCGCAGCGAGCUGGACGUGCGCAACGCCUUCUCCACCUUCGGCAAGAAGAGGCGGCUUCAGAUGUCCCCGCAGGGCGAGGCCGCCAUCAUCAACAACGACCUGUACAACGAUUAAACUACGGGCUUGGCUGUUGAACGCGCGCACAGCCCCAGGGCUGAGGCAGACCGGGGUGCGGUGGGGUGAUCCAUCUGGUUUCUGCAACCUUCAAGAAAGGAGGAUGAAGAAGGAGACAUGAGAAGGAAAGAUGCUGGCUUUUUCUGACAUUGGUUCGGUGUUGGUGGACUCAUGAAGCGAGCAAACGAAAGACGUUUCAGACAGUUUGUGAAGGGGGAGCUGGACAAUGAACUCCUGCAGAGAUGGAGAAACAAAUGGUGACGCCAUUUUUAUAUGGUUGGCAUUCAUGUACAUCUUAGUCUUUUCGUCCUCCUCUUGUAAUUAUUAUUAUUUAGACAAUCACGUUGAAGCGGUUAUUGAUUCAUCCAAAAGGUGUGGAAGUGUGUAGUGAACAGUGAAGGAAGACUUUUUGCACAUCUUCAUGAAUUUAUAUUUUUUAUAAAAACACGAACGGAAAUGUUUUCUUUUGAUUUGAUUGAAUAUGCUUCAGGAGGUGUGCAUAUUAAAGGGCAUCAUAUAAUCAUAUGUAAUAUGCAAGAUGCCGUUGACACAUGCAGUUUUAACGGGGUGGGGAGGUAAUCAUCAACAGCCAUGUACUGGAACCAUUUUCUGAAAAUAAAGUAUUUUUUUCUCAAA